Molecule: messenger RNA, 1941 nt
Organism: Arabidopsis thaliana (thale cress)
Lineage: Eukaryota; Viridiplantae; Streptophyta; Magnoliopsida; Brassicales; Brassicaceae
Gene: APS3
Product: Pseudouridine synthase/archaeosine transglycosylase-like family protein
Exons: 4
Coding region: 295-1827 (510 amino acids)
Biological process (GO): hydrogen sulfide biosynthetic process; sulfate assimilation
Cellular component (GO): chloroplast stroma
Molecular function (GO): sulfate adenylyltransferase (ATP) activity
Source: RefSeq, marked reviewed
GUCGCAUGGUCCUUCACGUGAUUACAAUAUUAAUUUGCCAAGUUGAUAUCGUCAUGACUCAUGAGCAAAGUGCUGGUCGAACAUCGACGUAUUCUUGGAUAAUGUUCGAUUUUUGAACUGGUCCUAAUUCUAAUAUCAAUAUUCUUACGAAACUAAUCACAUUGGUCUAUAAAAGCCCACUCACACUUCAUCUUCCACUUCAAAAUUCGAACUUUCGAAGAUUCUCAUUCUCUCCACUACAGCAACAAAUUCACAUUCCUCUCUGUUUUUUUUGUUUUCGAUUCUCCUUCUUCAAUGGCUUCCAUGUCCACCGUCUUCCCCAAACCAACCUCUUUCAUCUCUCAACCUCUAACAAAAUCUCACAAAUCCGAUUCCGUAACCACAUCCAUUUCAUUCCCUUCGAAUUCGAAAACUCGUAGCUUAAGAACCAUCUCUGUACGAGCUGGCUUAAUCGAGCCAGAUGGUGGGAAACUUGUGGAUCUUGUUGUACCGGAACCGAGACGGCGAGAGAAGAAACACGAAGCGGCGGAUUUGCCGAGAGUGAGAUUGACGGCGAUUGAUUUGCAAUGGAUGCAUGUGUUGAGUGAAGGUUGGGCUAGUCCUCUUCGUGGGUUUAUGAGGGAAUCUGAGUUCCUCCAAACUCUUCAUUUCAAUUUGUUGAAUCUCGAUGAUGGGUCUGUUGUUAAUAUGUCUGUGCCUAUUGUUCUUGCGAUUGAUGAUCAACAAAAAGCCCUAAUCGGUGAAUCUAAACGUGUCUCCCUUGUUGAUUCUGAUGAUAAUCCAAUCGCUAUUCUCAAUGAUAUUGAGAUUUAUAAACAUCCGAAAGAAGAGCGAAUAGCGAGAACUUGGGGUACGACUGCACCGGGUUUGCCUUAUGUAGAAGAGGCGAUAACCAAUGCUGGAGACUGGCUCAUUGGGGGUGAUCUUGAGGUUUUGGAACCUGUUAAGUACAAUGAUGGGCUUGAUCGUUUCAGGCUUUCCCCGUUUGAACUGCGUAAGGAGCUAGAGAAACGUGGUGCGGAUGCGGUCUUUGCGUUUCAGCUUAGGAACCCAGUUCAUAAUGGACAUGCUCUUCUUAUGACUGAUACUCGUAGGAGACUUCUUGAGAUGGGUUAUAAAAACCCUAUCCUUUUGCUUCAUCCAUUGGGAGGGUUUACAAAAGCUGAUGAUGUUCCUCUAAGCUGGCGAAUGAAACAGCACGAGAAGGUGCUAGAGGAUGGUGUUCUUGAUCCAGAGACUACUGUGGUUUCCAUAUUCCCAUCUCCAAUGCUCUAUGCUGGUCCAACCGAAGUCCAAUGGCACGCAAAGGCUAGGAUCAAUGCUGGUGCUAACUUCUACAUUGUCGGUAGGGAUCCGGCUGGAAUGGGUCAUCCCGUGGAGAAACGUGAUCUGUACGAUGCUGAUCACGGGAAGAAAGUUCUAAGCAUGGCUCCUGGACUCGAACGACUCAACAUUCUUCCUUUCAGGGUUGCUGCGUACGAUAAGACACAAGGAAAGAUGGCUUUCUUUGAUCCCUCAAGGGCUCAGGACUUCUUGUUCAUUUCUGGCACUAAGGUAAAUAAACACUUCUCAAACCAAUUGGGACAUAAUGUAACUAAGCUCAAGUGUAUUCAAUUUCUGAUCAAAGAUUUGAUGGUUGUUUUGAUAGAUGAGAGCAUUGGCAAAGAACAGAGAGAACCCACCAGAUGGAUUUAUGUGCCCUGGAGGCUGGAAAGUCCUUGUGGAUUACUACGACAGUUUGACACUAACCGGAAACACCAAACUUCCGGAAAAGAUUCCGGUUUAAGACCGAUAAAACCAUUUAUUUGUUUUUGUUUCUCAACAUAAUGAUUAUUCCUUCUUGUUGUAAGAUUUAGAAAGCUAUAUGAACAAAAGUAACACAAAUCUUACAUACAUAUAAACUAAAAAAAAAAACCAGAAUGAAUCUAACUUUUAAUCCCU